Balaenoptera ricei (Rice's whale) is the source of this 498-nucleotide messenger RNA. It is a transcript of the gene PMCH, whose product is annotated as pro-melanin concentrating hormone. The record is from RefSeq and is a predicted model, not a curated record. Lineage: Eukaryota; Metazoa; Chordata; Mammalia; Artiodactyla; Balaenopteridae. The transcript has 3 exons. Gene Ontology annotation, biological process: behavior; chemical synaptic transmission. The coding region runs from base 1 to 498 and encodes 165 amino acids. Gene Ontology annotation, molecular function: type 1 melanin-concentrating hormone receptor binding; melanin-concentrating hormone activity.
AUGGCAAAAAUGAGUUUCUCUUCCUACAUAUUAAUACUAACUUUUUCUUUGCUUUCUCAAGGUGUUUCGCCUUCAGCCUCCAAGUCAAUAAGAAAUUUAGAAGAUGACAUGGUAUUUAAAACGCUGAGGCUGGGGAAAGCCUUUCAGAAGGAAGAUACUGAAGAAAAAUCAAUUGUUGUUCCUUCCCUGGAGGAAUAUAAAAAUGAUGAGAGCAAUUUCAUGAAUGAUGAGGAAAACAAAAAUUCAAAGAAUGCAGGUUCCAAACACAAUUUCUUAAAUCAUGGUCUGCCACUGAAUCUGGCUAUAAAACCUUAUCUUGCACUAAAAGGAUCUGUAGCUUUUCCAGCUGAGAAUGAAGUUCAAAAUACUGAAUCAAUACAAGAAAAGAGAGAAAUUGCGGAUGAAGAAAACUCAGCUAAAUUUCCUAUAGGAAGGAGAGAUUUUGACAUGCUCAGGUGUAUGCUGGGAAGAGUCUAUCGACCUUGCUGGCAAGUCUGA